GCACCAAUGUUUAUCUUUCUUGCAGGAACAAUAUCUUACAACUCUAGAAUUCUCAAUGAAAAAUGAAUCACACUAUUUUAGUUGUAUUUCUCCUCAUUUGUACAAAUACUGUUCUAAUAUUUUGCCAACUGGUUGUCAACGUUAGAAAUAAAGGAGGUGAUACUAUUGUGGAGAAAAUUUUAUCCAAUGUUACGGAAGAUACCGUCAUUUUAGAAUUUCUAGGAUCCGACGGAAUGUUUGUGACUCAGUUCAUUGACUUUAAAUCAGAAAUGCAGAUUUUUCGAAUGUAUGUUCCUGGGGAAGAGGAAUUGGGACAAAGCCAACCUCAGGCUUUAUGUUUCAUUACAAGGUUCAUGCGAAGUGACUUAAUUUCUUCAGAUGCCAUGUCAAAAUUAAGACAGAAAAACCCAACUGCAGUUCGAACACCCGAGGAAGAGAAAGAGAUGGUGACCUACACUCUUGACCUCACAGUCAAUGUUGAGAAAGCUGACCUUAUAACUCCAUACACCUUCAACAUCUGCAGUGAGGCCAAGGACAGCUCUUAUACACAGGAAGUGGAUCUCAAAACUAUUUCAAAAUCUCUGGCUAAAGACUAUGUUUCUUUGAUUAGUGCAACUUCUGAAUUGCCUCCAUAUAAAUUCCCAAGGUGUAGGGAGUUGCCAAUUGUCUCAAAGCCAUGCACAUGUGAACUGCGGACUUGCAUUGGUUGGUACCCUUGUGGCCUGAAGUACUGCCAUGGUACAGACUCCAGUGGUAAAGUAGUCAGCUACAGGUGUGGCAUCAAGACCUGCAAGAGAUGCGUGGCAUUUGUUUAUGUUGUGAAUUCAAAGUUUAAAUGUUUAUGGGACUCGUGACCAAGAUGACUUGGACUUAAUUUGGACACGUGUGUGUGAAUGUAAACGCCUAAAUGAAUCCUCUAAUUGGAACACAAAUGCACUUUAAACGGUGAGAACUUGUAAUCAAAUACUAUUGUAAGGAAAGAGACAGUUUUCAGUGAUAAUAAUACACCUUAAUAAAGCAAUGUGCUUGGUAUGUAUUAUUGCAAGCCACACUUUGCUUGUAUAGAUUGUAAACUGUAUACACACACACACAUAUAUAUAUAUAUAUAUAAAUGUCUGUGUGUAAAGUAAAUGAAAUAGUGUUCCUGCAAGACCUAAAUUAUAUUUGGUGCUUAGUGUUCUUUCAUUUUCUAUUGCUAGCAGUUUACAGUGGUGGUGUGUAACCAGCAUCACAAAUCUAUUGUCCAUUGAUCUUCUCUGGGUGGACUGAGAAGAUGUUGAAAUAGAGCUGACGCAUUAUAAAUAAUCAUUUUCUGAGUGUAAAUCUUAAUUUCUUAAGUGGGGCCACUUGUUACGUCUUCAUAUUUGAUGAGACUCUUUAGACAUGAAAACGACAAAGCACGGUUUAUAAAUACUGUAAUCUUUAUUAACACUGAAAAACACUUUCUUGUUCAUAUUCCUCCAUUUUGUUUUUUCUUCCCCUUUCAACACGCAAUCGCACCAUUUCACAUUUACACUAAGAUGCGCACGUAACACCCCCCCCCCCCCCCCUGUUUAACAAGUUCGAUGUACUUAAGACUAAGUUAUCAACCCACCAUGUUCUGCUGGACAGUCAAGCUAUCUAUGACUAACUAGAUUCUUAAUUAUGUCAGACUUGGCAUACCUAAGAAUAACUAGAAAGUGACAUUGUCCUUGAAUCUGAAGCUUGAAAAAUGAGAAAGAGUGCAGUAUUUUACAUAUUAAUGCUUUCAUAUUGAGCUGAAUGAGAUGAUAGUAGUCUCAGCCUUAGAACAAAAGUAUAUAUUUUUUUACUUCUACUUUUGAUGUUACUGUAUGCUAAGAUCACUGAGUAACGAAAUGAAACAGUUUAUUUUAGAGUUCUUUUGAUAUUUGCUAAUUAUACAAAUACUAAUGAUAGUUUAUAACAAUGUCUUUUUUUUUUUUUACACAGUUUAUAUCAACUCACUCUGUCUGUCUGUCUGGUAAAAUGUUUGAACAUGUUUUUUCUCCCAUUUCUCUGAUCAAGUUAAAACUUUGCACAAUUAUUCAUUGUACCUGACAAGACACGAAUUAAUAAAAAAAAAAGUUAAUUAAUUAUUGGUGAUUAUUUAUUUUGCUUGAUAGUGAAAUAAGGUGAAUAAAUCCUACUUUUAUGCGAGAUGUUGAUGUAUAUUGAAUUUAAUCCCCUUAUUACCGGUACGUUUUGACAAGUUUUUUUCUCCCACUUCCCAUUCUUGGAUCAAAGGGAAAUUUUGCUGAAUUAUUUAGGUGAUGACAAUACACAGAUCAGUAAAAAAAAUUUACCAAUUAGUUAAUCAAUUAGUAUUAACUAAUUAAUUUUGUUUUAUUUUGCAGGAAGGGAACUAAACCUCGUCAUUUUCAGAUAAAUGGCAGUAAUUAGUGGUUCUUUCCCUUACAUAUAAUGUGAAAAAAAAAAAUCUUCUUUUCAUUUUUUAGAAUGUGACUGUUCUGUGGGAUAACAGAGAGAUCUUUGUAAAGAAAAAAAACAAAAAAAUAGAUCACAAUUAUACAGAUUUCUUUUUCUACCAAGCCCAUAAAUAAUUUUCCCAUUAAAAUUUCUUUCUUAUUUGAUGUUUUUUAUUACUAGUAAAUUAUAUCUUGACAAGAUAAAAAAAAAUUGUAUCUUUCUUUAUAAUUGUCAUAACCUUUCCACGUAUACAUUUUUUUUUUCAUUGAAUACUUGUUGGCCUAUUUUUUUAAUUUUUUUUUUAAAGAACAUAAAACAUCUGUAUGAAAUUGUGUGUGUAUGUGCAAAAUUAUUACAGUUGGAAGUGUAAAGGCUGUACAUUCAUACAUUCAAUUUAAGAUUCAUUAUUUAUUUAAUAUAUUGCAAUCAAUAAUGAACCUUUCGAAUACUGUAUAGCAAUGUAAGAUGAAAUUUAUACAAAGGUCUUUGAGUCUCAAGAUUGAGGAGAAACAUGGAAUGGAUACCUCUGGUUCAAUAUGAUAUUGUCAGUAUGUAAACAAUUUUUUUUAUUGUAAUGCUUAUUUUUGCAAUAGCUUAUAACAAUUUGCAAUGCAAUGUAUAACUCUAGUUCAAUGACAUUGAUCUGAUUACUAUUUGUGUGAUACUUGGUAGUCUGUUCUUGUUUUUUGGGUUGUGCCAUUCAGAUCAAUAAAGCAACUAUUUAUGUU
This is a messenger RNA of Biomphalaria glabrata, 3155 nucleotides long. RefSeq names its product out at first protein-like. Lineage: Eukaryota; Metazoa; Mollusca; Gastropoda; Planorbidae. The transcript has 4 exons. The coding region runs from base 63 to 854 and encodes 263 amino acids. The record is from RefSeq and is a predicted model, not a curated record.